CUUUCAUUAGCAUGGCUGCGGUGUGUCUGCGUGACGGAACCGUCGAGAAAAUCUAUUACGUUCGACCAAAGCAAACUGUGUGCUGUUCGCUAGAAGUUAUCUUUUGCUGCUCGGGCGCUGGGCUGCGCUAACUCACACGGAGCUACAAAAUGACUGGGGUUGUUGUUUAAUUGUUUGUUUUAUCGUGUAGAACGAGCAUUUCGCAGAUUCUCAUACUUUUGUGACGAGUUUUCAAACGGCGCGGUUUUUAUUUUUUUAGAUUUAUCGGAUCCCUUGCGCUGUUAAAGUCGGUUUGAUGAGUUUCAAAGCUCUUUAGAGCGUGUAUUAGUGGACUAAACUGAUUGUAAAGGUGGCUUUGCAUAUCAAGAGAAGCUUGUAUUUGCACAAAGAAUAUAUAUAUAUAUAUUCUCUUACUUCAAGGGUUUAAAUAACAACAAGCCAACGAAGACUGUAAAUUUCAAAAGCAAACACACAAUCGUGUAGCUUGUUUAUUCAACUGGAUGUAUUCUGUAGUGAAACUUAAAAAAAUACUGCGUAGAGUCUAAGUUGAAGAGGGCUUAAACAAGCCACUUUGUUUAAUUAACUGGCAUUUCUCGACGGUUCCGGCUAUCGACGGCGAAAAAGGAGACGGAGAAAAAUUCUCUUUUGUAUCCUAAGGGAAGUAGCCCUUGACCAUUGAUGAGAAAUGGACGCGCGUGCCAAGACCGUUUACAUGCCUAAAGAUAGGUUGGGCUGUCUCUUUGACUGUUGGUGGAGGGUUUGCCUGGUCUCCGCCUUGAGGAACAUCUGACUUUCGCAUUGGCCGGAUGACAGUAAGGAAAAGGCGCUAAUCGUUAACUGGACGAAUGGAUGUAUAUGGACGUGUUUGUAAGCCUUGCACCCUUUGCCAGUCGGUGCGUCGGUGAAACUAGUAACGCUCCGUAGACCGUGGCGACAUAACUCCCCCGGACCCCACCACCACCACAUCACCACCACUUCGUUACCACGUGACGCAGGAGUUAUUUCCAAACCGAUCUCUUCAGUAGCACGCCAGCUGUCAAUCAGGACUUGAACCUUCUGCUAAGCCAGACUUAGGCGAGAGAACGUUUCAGCUCGCUCGCAGUCUGUGAGGCUGUCGCCGCGGCACAGGGAGACAACGAUGGAUGGAGGGAUGGUCUCGGAUCCAAGCUGACCUAAUUUGUUCAUUAGAAAUUGACAUCGGAAAUCGUUGACCGAGGCUGGGAAAGGGUUCAAAAACACGGAUUGCGGUCGACAGCAGCAAGCAACGUAUGCCAUCAACCCAUUUUCGUCCCAGUCUCACCAACCAAUACCCGACUGCAUAGUGUAACUUACCCUACUCCUACCUACCCCACCCCACUCUUUCAGUCAUCACACAGUGUCUACAGUACUUUGAAGUGAGGACCAAAGGCGACGUUUUUUUCUCGGAUGUCGUCGGUCAUGGCUUCCGCUGGGAGACCAAACGUUGGCGAGCAGAUAAAUGGUUCGGUCGGGACCUCAGGUGCGGAAGUCUUUAAACUGUGUCGCGUGCUGGUGCCAAUGUGGUCUGCGACAGGCGUGUGGCUGGCAGUUUAACGGCGCGGACUGAGCGGCGAUGCCUGGGCGCCGAGGCAGAAACUGAUAACAGUCAGCAUCUCCUCACCUGGCAUGGGGCUCAACUAAUUGCCGGCGAUGGCAACCGUGGUCGUCGUUAAAGUGAAAAAAGCUCGACUCGCUGGCCCUCCAGAGCGUUUCAAUACCUAUGUGACUCUAAAACUUCAGAAUGUGAAGUCAACAACGAUACAAGUCAAAGGCAACAAUCCUUGCUGGGAGCAGGACUUCCUCUUCGAAACGAUGCGGCUGGACACGGGCCUAAUUAUAGAGCUCUGGAACAAAGGAAUGCUGUGGGACAAGCUUAUGGGUCUGCACUGGCUGCCCCUAACCAAGAUUCACCACUCCAAUAAGGUCAGGAGGCAGGAGGGCAAGGGGCGAUGGCUCAGCCUGGAUCAGGAGCUGGUCAUCCAGAAUGGCGAGAUUGUGGGCACGCGGUUCCCCUCAGAACAUCACGUUCUGCUGGACGCACGCUUCGAGCUUCCUUACGACAUUGUUGCAGACCUCCCUGAAGCGGAGGCGGCAGAACUGCAGGACAAGCUGUCUGUCAUCAACUCUAUGAUGAGUCCGGAGGUGAGGGUCUACUCGUCCAGUGCUAUCAGACCUUUUCAAAAAAAAAUGCUUGCAACAAUACCGGAGCAAGCUCGACCUUCGUAUGCUCAGUCGGGUAUGUCAGAAGACAGCGACUAUACCAGCGACAUAAACUAUCCAGUGCAGCAUCAACAUAACACGUCGGCCCAUCAAUACCGGAGCCACCCAGACCACCCGUAUCGCAGGCGAGAAGACACCUCCCAAGAUUACCCCACGUACGAUUCGUUCGACCAGUCCUUCGAUCGAUCGUUUGAUCAGUCCUUUGAUCGGGGGUAUGAACGUGAGCCAGAUUACUACCAAGAUGGGAGCCCUUACCACAUCGGCCGUAGCGACACAGACUCCGAACCUCUUUACUACAAUAGUCGACCAAACAGCCGGCCGCAGUCAUAUAUUACUGACGACAGAUGGGAAUGUCAGCAGAGCAUACAAAGUCCAGAAACAAGUCGCAACUCUUCGCUGAACAUGAGUAGACAAAGCACACAAGAUACGCAGGACUUUAGCCCUGUAAACAGCAGAGUCUCCUCAUCGAACGUGAGUCGCCAAAGCACGCAGGAGUUCGUGGACAGCUCCUUCGACCUGUACGAGCAGGAACAGCAGAACCCGGACAUCACCUCGCCUGCCCGCACUCGCUGGAUCGAGGCGUUCAACCGGGUGUGUGCAGAGCUCAACGAGUCAGGGUCAAUGAUGGGGGUAUCAGAUGAUCAUGACUACUCAGAGGGUUACAACUACAAGGCCUGGCCUCCAGCUAAUGGCGGACCUCCAGAGCAUAAUCCAUUCUACACAAGCAUUGACAGUACACCUGAAAUUAAGCCAAGGCGAAAAAGUAUACCACUCGUCAGUGACUUGGUUAUGAAGAGUAUGCAGAACAAGAGGAAUGCAGGUGUCCCAUCAGCAAUGGUUGCCAGGCAGUCGCUUAAUGAUGAGGAGCUGAAAAUGCAUGUGUACAAGAAGACUCUGCAAGCUCUUAUAUACCCCAUCUCCAGCACCACUCCUCACAAUUUUGUUGUGUGGUCAGCCAGCUCACCUACUUACUGCUUUGAGUGUGAAGGGCUUCUGUGGGGCUUGGCCCGACAGGGAGUGCGAUGUACUGAGUGCGGGGUCAAAUGCCACGAGAAAUGCAAAGCUCUUUUAAAUGCUGACUGCUUACAGAGAGCAGCUGAAAAAAGCACAAAACAUGGUGCUGAUGAUAAGGCUCUAAACAUCAUCAAGGCAAUGAAGGAACGAAUGAAGACAAGAGAAAAGAACAAACCUGAAAUCUUUGAGCUCAUAAGAUCUGUGUUUAAUAUUGACCCUACCUCUCAUGCUGGACAUAUGAAAGCAGCCCAAAAUUUCUUAUCUGAUGGUACUUCUCAGUGGUCUGCACGCAUUGCAGUCACAGUGAUAUCAGCUCAGGGGUUAACAGGGAAAGACAAGACAGGUACAAGUGACCCCUACGUCACAGUGCAAGUGGGCAAGGUGAGGAAGCGCACAAAGACAGUGCCUCAGGAUCUCAAUCCAGAAUGGAACGAGAAAUUCUACUUUGAAUGUCACAAUUCCUCAGACAGAAUCAAAGUACGAGUGUGGGAUGAAGACAAUGACCUCAAGUCAAAGCUGCGACAAAAGUUGACAAGGGAGUCUGAUGAUUUUCUGGGUCAAACUAUCAUUGAGGUUCGAACACUCAGUGGUGAAAUGGAUGUCUGGUAUAGUUUAGAAAAACGGACAGACAAAUCAGCAGUGUCAGGAGCCAUUCGACUUCACAUCAGUGUAGAGAUUAAGGGAGAAGAAAAAGUUGCACCAUACCAUGUGCAGUACACAUGCCUGCAUGAGAAUUUGUUUCACUACUUGUGUGAACAAGCUGGUGGAGAAGUCAAACUUCCUAAUGCCAAAGGGGAUGAGGCCUGGAAGGUAUACUUUGAUGAAGCAGGACAAGAAAUAGUAUUAGAGUUUGCUAUUCGCUAUGGUAUUGAGUCUAUAUACCAGGCAAUGACACAUUUUUCGUGUCUGUCCACCAAAUACAUGUGCGCUGGGGUUCCAGCCCUCAUGUCCACACUUCUCGCCAAUAUCAAUGCCUUCUAUGCACACACUGCCACCACAACAGCUGUGUCAGCCAGUGAUCGAUUUGCAGCUUCAAAUUUUGGUAAGGAGAAAUUUGUCAAAUUGUUGGACCAGCUGCAUAAUUCUCUGAGGAUUGACCUGUCCAUGUACCGGAAUAACUUUCCUGCCUCGGAUCCUGGUCGCUUGAAGGAUCUUAAGUCUACAGUGGAUCUGCUUACUAGUAUUACUUUUUUUCGCAUGAAGGUGCAAGAACUGAGCAGUCCUCCAAGAGCAGGUGCUGUUGUCAAGGACUGUGUCAUAGCCUGCAUUAAGUCAACCUACAAGUUUCUUUUUGACAACUGCUAUGAGCUUUAUCAGAGAGAGUUCCAAACAGACCCAUCAGAACAGACCACCACAGACCAAGAUGGCCCAUCUUCUAGAAGCCUAGACUUUUGGCACAAGCUGAUAGCACUGGUGGUGUCAGUUAUAGAGGAGGAUAAAAACAGCUACACAUCAGUAUUAAAUCAGUUCCCACAAGAGCUUAAUGUGGGACAAGUCAGUGCCUACAUGAUGUGGAACCAGUUAUCUCAAGAUUUGUGCAUUGCCUUAAAAGAGCAUGAAAGGGAGCGCACCUGUAAAAGCUCAGAGUAUAUGAACCUGCACUUCAAAACCAAAUGGUUGUCAACAAAAUAUAUUGCCGAUGUGCCUCAAUAUAAGGGAACUAUACCAGAGUAUCCACAGUGGUUUGAACCAUUUGUCAUGCAGUGGCUAAAUGAGAAUGAUGAGGUGUCAAUAAAAUGUUUGCAUGUAGCUUAUGAACGAGACAAGAAAGAUGGAUUUCCAAAGAGCUCAGAACACUACAUGUUCUCUACAUCAGUGGUGGAUGUCUUUACUCAGCUCAACCAGUGCUUCGAUGUCAUUAGGAAAUUGGAAUGUCCAGACCCAGAGAUUGUCAAAAACUACAUGAGAAGGUUUGCUGAGACUGUGAACAAGGUGUUAUUGGCAUAUGCAGACCUUGUUCGAAGAGAUUUCGAGAAAUACACAGGCAGACAAAAAACAGCUUGCAUCCUGAUGAACAAUAUCCAGCAACUUCGGGUGCAGCUAGAGAAAGUGUUUGAGUCCAUGGGUGGUGAAAAAUUGGAUGCUGAUGCGGCAGGCAUUCUAAAUGAGCUCCAGCAGAAACUUAAUGGUGUGUUGGAUGAACUCAGCACUAUUUUUGCUAAAAGUUUGGAGCCUCAAAUUCAGCAAAGCAUGCAAGAACUUGCCACCCUGUUGUCCAAGGUUAAAUGUGCAGGGCAGGUAUCUUUGUCACAGCCUAGCCAGCGCACCAACAUUCAGCAAGAGGCAGACAUGGUCCUUCGCCCGCUCAUGGAUCUACUUGAACACAGCUUGUCAAUGUAUGCCCAGGUUUGUGAGAAGACAGUCCUGAAACGACUGCUCAAGGAGUUGUGGAAAAUUGUUAUGCAUACCAUGGAGAAGACAGUCAUUCUUCCACCAUUGUCAGAUCCACGCCAGCUGUUGCCUUUGCCUGGCAAUGCUCAGGCAAAGAUAGAGGACAUGUCACGCAUUUUGCUGAAUCAUGUCAGUCAAAUGCCAGUCAACGUGCCAAUGAAGCAAGUCAAGAGUAUACAGGCAACUUUCUUGGACAUGUCGAAAGAGGCUGAGAAGAACCUGAGCCCUAAGCAGUGUAAAGUCGUGGAGAUGGCUUUGGACACAAUCAAGCAGUACUUUCAUGCUGGGGGUCAGGGUCUGAAGAAGACUUUCCUUGACAAAAGCCCUGAACUUCAGUCUUUGAGGGGAACUCUUUCUCUGUAUACACAGACUACAGAUUCCCUCAUCAAGUUCUUUGUCGGCAACCAGACAUCACAAGACCAGCCAAGCAAUGAAGACCCAGUAGGAGAAGUAUCCAUUCAGGUAGAUCUCUUCACCCAUCCAGGCACUGGAGAACACAAAGUCACAGUGAAAGUUGUGGCUGCCAAUGGACUCAAGUGGCAGACGACUGGGAUGUUCAGACCAUUUGUUGAGGUGCACCUGAUUGGCCCCCACCUGAGUGACAAGAAACGCAAACAUUCCACCAAGUCCAAAUCCAAUAACUGGUCCCCCAAGUACAAUGAAACAUUCCAUUUCAUACUUGGAAAUGAAGAUGAGCCUGAUGCCUAUGAGCUCCACAUUUGUGUUAAAGACUAUUGCUUUGCCCGAGAAGAUCGUCUCAUUGGCAUUGCUGUCAUGCAGCUGAGGGAUAUAGUGGAGCAAGGAUCCUGCGCUUGCUGGUGCACACUGGGCCGGCGCUUGCACCUGGAUGACACAGGCUUCACCAUCCUGCGGAUUCUCUCUCAACGCAUAAAUGAUGAAGUGGCCAAAGAAUUUGUCAAGCUCAAGUCCGAGUGUAGGCAUGCAGAGGAGAUUAUUCCACAGUCCUGAAUGGUACUUUUCCUAGUGACUGGAAAUUUCUAUUGUUUUUUUCUUUUCAAAAGAGAGAAAUAAGGGCAUGAACACUUACAUUUCAAAUGUGCUCAAAUGUCAGUUGCAAAGUGGAAGUCUGCCUCAAAAAUGGUGCUGCUCAUGUGUUUGGUCAAGUGGCAAGCAUGGGUGUGUAUGCUAUGCAUGGAUACUCUCCCCUGUAUAGUCUUGCACAGCCAUGAGGAUCACUAGAUUUUGUUGCUGUGGAGGCUGUUUGAUUCCAACACAGAUUUUGGCUAAAGUUCUUGGUGCACUACAGAACUUUGAACUGGUGGUGAUUUUUGGUACCACACCUCCCAUGUGUUCCUCUUCUUCAUCCUGGCUUUCUUAUGGAUGCAUCACCAUCAACUGCUGCAGGAUGGCACAAAGUGGUUUGCCCGGAAAGAUUAUAGGAGUGCCAAUCCACUGGCUGUUCCUGUGCUAGGCUACUGAUGUUAAAGGGAACAAACCUUUGAGCAGCAUAAAGAAAGACAGAAACCAGCAAGUAGAAAAUCAGUAAAAGUUACAAAGUUGGUUGUGAAGGCUGUAAGCACUAUUCAUGUGUUGUACACUAGGAUUGUUAAAAAAAAUGGUGGAGGAUUGAUUUCUUUGUUUACCUGAGUUUGAUAAAUGGAUUGGAAUGCUGUAUACAUAGGAGCCCUCCCUUCAUGCAUGCCUUUAUUUGUUGUUGUUUUUUAGUCUCAUACACCUCAUCCUUGGUGCACAGUUCAGUCUAGUUCAGUACAGGUUUUAGUCACAGAGUUAGCUUUGUUUAGCUAGAAAGAGAGUCGUUUAUGAAUGGAUAAAGAAGCCUGCUGAUUUGACACAAGUUGCUUUUACCAAAGUAAAUUUCUGUAUUUUCUAAAGUUCAUAACAGACAAGCUGACCUUUUCAUUUAUUUCAUUUUAUUUUUAAGAGUGUGUAGUUGAGGUAACAAGCAGCUUUACUUUGAAAAGGAACAGAAGUGAAACUUUACUGGGUGUCAGAAUGCUGGUCUGAAGAACCAGUCUGACAAGAGUGCUGAGCACUAGAAAUGUCAGGAGUCUAAGCUUCUGCUUGACUUUUCCAUGAGUCUGAAAAUCUGCUGGCUGCUUUUUUGGUACCAAUCUGCUUUCAUGUCCACCUCUUGUCAGCAUGCAUAAACUUUUCUGUGCCCACUGGUGUUCCUAUCCUGUGCCCCUAAUUGUAGUUGUUGUAGACUUUUUUUGAGGCUGUUCUAAUGGUGCUGCACCCCAAGUUUUCCAGUUUGCUGGUUCUCUUCUGAUUUUCCACUGCCUGUGUCACUGUCUAUAGCUGCUCUGAUUUUUCCAACCCAGCCCCACUUGACCUCAAUACACUUUGGCUAGUCUUUCCACCUAAUAAUUCUUAAGGCAAUUUCAGCAUUUCAUGCAGUUAUUAAUAUUGAUUUUAUUGUUCAGAGCAGAGCCUGCAUUUUCCGCAUUUAUGCUGUGAAAUAUUUCCUAUUUCUUUGCAUUCAUCACUCUUUUUCCCUAUAGGCUUCCUAACCUUUUUUAAAUUUUAAUAAAUGCCAGGUUUUGUUUUGUUUUUAUAAAUCUUUAAAACUUUGAAUCAUAUCAAGGAUUUGUAGUUGUGAUUGACUCAAUUCGUUCUAGUCUUUUAAAAAAUGGCCUAGUCUUUGUUUCUUUGGGGUUUGCUUUUUUUUUUGGUUUUGUUUUGCUUUUUUUGCCAACUCUAACACUCACUUAAAGACAAAUAAAGCUACUGUGUAUGGAAGAAGCACUUAAACGUCAUUCAGAUUUUUUGUGGGUAAAUCUUGAAAUAUGGCAUUAAGAAAAGUAGAAAAUCACCAUCAGUGAAGACUGUGUCACUGGUAUUUCUUUUGAAUUUUUCAAAGUGUCUUUUUUAACCUAUUUUGUGACCAAGUGGACCUCUUUAUCAGGGCAGCAGCAACAUCUAUCUUCUGAUUGUCUUCAUUGUUCUAAUUGUUGACAGGUUGCUGAUGUAUGAUUUCUGACUUUACUUUCUAUGAAGGUGUUCUUUGCUGAUAUCUCAGAGUUCUUGCUUUAGCCUGGCCCACAAGAAACAGUUGGUAACUCAGAAUAUACAAAAGUUAUGUACACUAAAAUAUUUCACCAGCUUUUCCAGCAAAAUUACUUUAGACCAUGGUUCAGUAACUGCCAUUUUCUGUUAUACUGAAUCCAGCAGGCUGAUGCAUCAUCAUCAUAAUUAUGAUCAUCAUCAUUACUACAUUAUUACUACUUUUUGUAGCUAAAUGUGGUUCUGUAAUUAUGCAUCAGUAUGUGAGAAAGCCCAAGUUUAGCUAUCUUUAUUUUGCUUGAACAUGUAGACAGUGUCAUGCAGAUGUACUAUUAUUCUAGUUCAAGAGCAUGUAGAUGUGACCAGUUUAAGCUAGAAGCAAGUGGAGGAAAACUUUGUCAAUCUUAUGCUGUAUUCAAAGUAAACAGAAAUGAUAGAUGAUCCCAAUUUAAAAAGAGAUUGUGAACUACAUAUAUAAGACAACAUUUAAAAUGAACUGUACACAUCACAUGAGUGCCUGAGGAGUAAUUUUUAUUUAUUUGGUCGUUUGAUUAUAAGCAUUUUAAAAUGUCACUCUCCCAUGUGUAAGUCCAUGCAUGUGUGAGUUCAUGUGUGCACAAACACAUCAGAAAUAAACCCCAGGGCUUCUGCUAACCUAAUUGUCAAAUGGUGUCUAUAAAAAGGCAGUACAAAAAUAAUGUGUCAUCAUUUCCUUGAUCUUUUACAAUGUACACUGUAUUAUGUACAUUUUUAAUAUACAUUUACUGUUUAGGCAAAGAGGUUGCUAAGUAAAUGUGAACACUUAGUAAUCUGGACAUCAGAAGCUUGUUUUAACCAUAUUUAUAGGACUUAUGUGUAUAGUAAUUACUGCUAGCAACAUGAAAAGCAAGAACAGCAAAGAAAGGAAUUAAUACGUAAGCAAGGUUGGUGCCAGAUGCUUCUUUAGCAGAGGUGGGCAAUUAAUUUUCCAAAGGGGCCGCAUGAGAAAUUGGGAUGGUUUUAGAGGGCCGGACUAAUAUAGUUAACUCAGUUUUACCCAAUACUGUAUAUAUAGUAUAUAUAUUGGCGGGUGGGCCAGCGGGCGGGCCGGUCAGAGACAGGAGACGGGCCGCAUCUGGCCUGCAGGCCGGCCUUUGCCCAGGUCUGUUUUUUAGAGUGACUUAUUGAAAUACAAAACUUUUCUUGCAGUGUUUCACCACCCUUCCCUCCUAGACUAAACAACGAGAAACUCUACUUAGUUGCUUCAGAUUUAGGUGCUUUUAAAAAUCUUUUACAGUCAAAGGGAAGAAACAUAUAGGCAGAGGGUGAGAGGAAAAAAAAUUCCGUAAGUCAUCUGACAGCAGUUUCAUUCAUUUUUCAACAGUUAGAAGAGAAUAAAUACCUCCUAACUCUUUGACAAAACAUGAGGUACAUUGGGUUAAGUGAUUGCCAAAGUUUUUGGUGAAAUUAAGAAUUGCAGUUCUCUAUGUCUUGAUUGGAAUGAGUAGCAGGCUAUGCAUGUGCUGGAGACUGGAAGAAACUUACAUUUUCUAUUUAUGCAUUACCAGCUGGGCCUCCUGUGUAACCUUUUUAGCCACCUUAACUUCAACAUUGGGAUCAGAAAUUAAAAUAUAAAAGUAAUCCCUUACUGCUGCAUGAUUUAGCAAGCACAUGAUUUAGCAAGUACAGGUGAAAGUGGGUUCUGACAGUACAAGCAAGUCAAAUUCAUUUUGGGCUUUAUAAUAUUCAUAUUUUUUAUUAAACAUGAGAUGCUAUGAUCACACUUAUCUUUAUCAAAUAUGAUCUGCCCUGGGUUUUCUCAUAUACAGAUAAACAUCUUUAAAAAAAAAUCAUUUGGCACAUAGAAUACCACUUGUUUUUCCUGCAAGGGUUGUCUUUGUGCCUGAUCCAGUUCCAUUUUACAAUUUAAAAUAUUUUCAUGGCUUCUGCUAAGGCUAAAUUCUUUGGGGUCCCAGGGACCCCUUUUCCAGAUUUUUAAGGGGUCCCUGUUCUUCGCCCAAAUUUGAAGGGGACCCCAUUGACGAAAAUUGAAGGGGUCCUCCGAACUUUUAAUGCGUACUGUACGCAAUUUUUUGCGUAAGCAGAAGCCCUGAUUUUAACAAGCGUCCAACAAAUGAAUGCUGUCCUUAGUUGUGGUGAGUGUGGGGAACCUUUCCUGACGAGUCACAGCAGGGAUUAAGUGCCUGCAUCUGCCAAGGCCUGCAGAGAAUACAGGUUAGCUGGCCACUGCCAACCUUUUUGUGAUGGCUUUUCUUCAUGGUUGCUGCAAGUCACAAAAGCAUUAUCAAGUUUGAAACCUCUGUAAUCAUAAUGAUUUAUUUCUGACUUUCAUAAUCUUAUGUGUUUGUAUGCUCGUUUUCUUUUUGGCCUUAUGGUGUAUUAUGAUUAUUUUUUUCUUUUAUUUGGUAAAUAUUUUUUUUGGAAAGAGCAUGACCACAGUAGUACCAGUUUAUUGAUGAAGUUUCAGUAUCUUCUCAUGCAUUUCCAGGCUAGGGAGUAUCCAUUCAACUGCACUCAAAGACACCAUUUUAUGCAGUGGAAUUGGGGAAGGGCUGGGGAGUCAUUUUUUUAGGAUGCUCAUCUUGUAUUUCUGCUCUUUUUGUCAGUGUUUGCUAGUUUGUGAGUGUUUUUAUUACUGAUAUGAUGAAGCUUAGAUCAGCUGGAGGUACUAGUGUAAUUUUAGGCCCCAGAAAGCUUACGUCCACCUAGCCAUCAGAUCUUUAGAAAAUCUGCUUUCUUGUGUGCAUGCAUGAAGCUAUUUUUGUAUGAACUAAUGCUUGUUAUGCUUGAGAACAAAACUGUUUUCUAGUUUAUCUUGUAAUUAGGCACCUGUUGGAAGCUUUUGAAGAUUGAGUGUACAGUUUUAUUACCAGCUGGAAUUGUCUCUCAGCUCUUCAAUUCUGUGUUGUGUACAUACUCAUGAUUUUAUACACAAAUAUGAAGAAUUGUGGUAAGUGAAAGAUGGAUGAAAUUUUGUUACUCUUUGCUAAUACAUUUCCCAAAGUGUGUGUGUAUGUAUGAAUGUGGGUAUAUAUGUGGAUGUGCAUGUUUUCCGUAGACACAAUUUUUGGCCUUUGGGGUGAGAUUUCGCUGUGGAUAUAAAUUUCAUCUUAUAAAAAAAAAACAUUUGCAUGUGUUUCUUUCUGUAAGAGUUGGAACAUUAAAAAUUUUACGAAUAGAA
Messenger RNA from Pomacea canaliculata, 11809 nucleotides. RefSeq names its product protein unc-13 homolog B-like. Bases 1669 to 6612 code for a protein of 1647 amino acids. Gene Ontology annotation, molecular function: diacylglycerol binding; calmodulin binding; syntaxin-1 binding. Lineage: Eukaryota; Metazoa; Mollusca; Gastropoda; Architaenioglossa; Ampullariidae. The record is from RefSeq and is a predicted model, not a curated record. Gene Ontology annotation, cellular component: neuromuscular junction; presynaptic active zone cytoplasmic component; presynaptic membrane. The transcript is spliced from 43 exons. Gene Ontology annotation, biological process: dense core granule priming; synaptic vesicle maturation; synaptic transmission, glutamatergic.